AUGCCUGGUGCUAGUCUGUUGCUGUUGCCCAGCAAUGACCACCUCGCCAGUCUCGCCCCUCUCUCUGGCCAUCUUCCUCUUCAUCCUGCUCCCAACCUUCUCCUCCAGUUCAUGCCCGUCCGUGCUUCAAUGCAACAGUACCGAACCCAUCGAGAUCAGACCUCCUUUCUUCGUUGCUACUCCGGGUCUCGACCCAGCCUGUAGGAAAUCGUUUAACGUCAGCUGCGGCCUACUGGGUCCGGAGCUGAAUCUCGCUAUUGGCAGCCAGCUACUGCUGAAAGAAAUUCAGUACGAUUCCCAUACCGUGGUAGUCCAGGAUGUGCAGCUCAGCGUCAGCAACAACUUGCCCUGCAGUUUCUUCUUCACCUUCAGGCCACCUGUGGACAACUUCGAGAGAAGUUACCACGACUUGGUGACGUGGUUCUCAUCGAUCAGCUGCGGCCACAGCGACGUCACAGUUUUCCGCAGCAUCUUUGGGCAUGGCAAGGAGGUUCACCAAAGCAUAGAGCCGGAUGAGCGCGGUCUUGCUUCAUGCCAUGCCUCUCCGCGGUUCGAAUGGAUCCGAAGCUUCAGUGAGGUUGGCAGUGCUGGGCAGAUUCCCCUGGUCAAUUUCUCAGUGCAAUCGGGAAGCAUAAGGAAGUACCUUUUGUCGCUUUCAGAUUGCGUUUCAGAUGGAGAUCACAGCAAGAAUGGCACUAGUUUGCUCAUGGCAGGUAUGAACUUCACUCGUAGCAGCAGAAGAUCCAAGUACUGUAGUGUUCAAGAAAAAAAAAUCUAAGGAAGCAUCACACCAUGCUGUGCUAUUUAGCACACUGAUUGAUAUGAACCAUGUCAUUUCUUGAUGUAUUACUACUUUUAAAUAUUUCUUCCUUUCCGUUUAC
Molecule: messenger RNA, 881 nt
Organism: Panicum virgatum (switchgrass)
Lineage: Eukaryota; Viridiplantae; Streptophyta; Magnoliopsida; Poales; Poaceae
Exons: 2
Coding region: 35-778 (247 amino acids)
Source: RefSeq, a predicted model, not a curated record